Marasmius oreades (fairy-ring Marasmius) is the source of this 2167-nucleotide messenger RNA. RefSeq lists its product as uncharacterized. The record is from RefSeq and is a predicted model, not a curated record. The transcript has 10 exons. Bases 190 to 1410 code for a protein of 406 amino acids. Lineage: Eukaryota; Fungi; Basidiomycota; Agaricomycetes; Agaricales; Marasmiaceae.
ACCAUGUCCAGUCCCCCGGCCAGCGAAUCAGCCAUAUCACCCGCUGCGCACAGUACAGAUGCUCAAUGUAGUGUCAAUUAUCAACUCACAUGAAUCGUUUACGACGCACAGAGGAACUGGAUUAAAAUUCGACGACGGAUAUAGUGGGUACUGGAUCAAGAACCGUUCAACAGCAUUGGGAACAUCCCUAUGCUAUGUUCAUCAAGUCUGCUGAUCCAAAGGCUAUAUAACUGCAAUCCAUGCAUUGACCACUGCUCCCAACUUUCUUCCUCUCUUCACCCAUUUGCAAUGAGUUUCUUCCAAGAAGCCUGCGGUGUUUCGAUUGGACAGGGCACAUUCAACGCGAUUACGGGAAACCAGAGAAAUCAUUUCUAUAAAGAGAUGGUUCAGCAGAAGAAGGAGCAUACGAUAUACGACGAAUUCUACAGGAUUAAGCUUGGUGCAGUACAUAGAAUCCGGGAUAUACAUUGUGAAAUUUACCCAAGGCGAUGGGACGUCAGUGUUAGGGAGCGGUGGGAAGAGAGACGCCUUCGUGUCGAUCGAACGAUUUGUGUUGCCAAAAUCCGUGGUGAAAAGGGCUCGAGAUUCACGGUAGUUUCGUACGGUGGACCAGAAAAGGAUGAGGCAUGGAAGACAGACUUUCAAUGGUUUUCGAAAGCUCCAAACACAACGAAGAUGCAACUGUUCGGUAUCAACCGGGCGGCGAGUGUGCCUCUGCUGAUAUUUCAUGGAGAGCUUCUGCCUCUCGACCAUUUCUGGCAUAGGCUUGGAGUGCUCGGACGAGGUUAUGCACGAACAUUGGCUUGGAAAAUAUGGAACUGUAGGCCAUCUAAGGUGUGGAUAGAUCCCGAGCGAGGCACGUUGGUUCGUGGAGUAAAGGGGCCCGCUCGCAGGCUAUUUGAAAGUUUGAUUCGUGAAGUGAUGGGGCCCGCUCGCUUUCGAUUUCGAUUCGGUUUCGCCGCUGUCGAGACGCUGGCAUCAAGUGUCGAACUUCUUCUCGACGAAGAUGUUUGCUUCCGCUACUUGUCUCGGUUGCCAUUGGUCAAGGAAUUCGACAGAGACAUCAUUGAUAUGCUCCACUGCACGUCCGAGAUAGUAGAAGAGAAAUCUCCGAUUCAUAAUCAACCCUACAUCCUUUCUAGUAAGACGGAUUCCAUAAUCGCAGUCGGGACCAGCUCCUGGUAUGGAGAUCAGUGCCUUGGCGACCGAGUCGUUAUGCCAGAUGGAAGAACAAGAUUUACUCUUACAGACGAAAGCUCAAUUCUGAGAUUACGCUCCGACAGAUUCCGUGAUAAACGUGCCUGGCUCUCACAGGCGUGGAGUAUCUUUGACAGAUUUGGAAUUUCAUCGAACGACGAUCUGUCGUCUUACACUCAUCCUGCCAUACUUCCACUUAAGAGAACUAAUUAAAUACUCGCUACGAAGGUCAAAAGGUCCACCAAUAUACUUCUUUCUUCCACUACGCGAAGACGGUUCAUGGUCUUAUGACGAAGAUGGAGAAACACCCAUCCCACGCCAUCGUUGUGACUACCUUGGUCUACCCGCAGACCUUGAGGUGAACGGCUCCGUAUACAAACAUUGCUGGUCUAGCAAGACGUACAAAACCAUACACAAAUGGCAGAUCGCAAGAGGAUUUGAUCCAACCACCACCAACUUCACACGUUACCUCGGAUAUCCCAUAUAUGAAGUUCAGCCAGAGUCAGGGUCAGCUAGGUGUGAAGAAUUGGGUGCGGGCCCCUCUGAAGCAUUGAAUGUUGUGGAGAAUCUAUGCAGUGAUGGUCAAGGUCAAUCCACGAUCAGUUCAAUUUGGUCAGUACUCACAGCUCCGUUCACGUACGCCGCCGUUAAGGAAUCAAACAUUUCGGCGGCAUUGAUGUAGUCGGAGCGAUGUGGUCAAUUCGGAGAAUGGUUCAGCAUUGGGCUGUAACCACGGCUUUAUGUUAUUACAAUUCACAUCUCAUGUACUAGUAAGACGACCGGGUCAAUUUCAACACUUAUGUAGGUUCUAGACGACCUCUCUCCUAAUCAACUACACAAAAACAUCGCAAUCGUAUUGAUAGAUUUUCAGCAACCAAUUAAUCAAAUAGAUCUCAAGCACACACAUCAAGAAAGCCAAAAAAAAAGAUCCAACUCCUAACAGAUCCUUCAGUCCUCCUCCCUAAACACC